AUGACCUCGUCAGAUGGGAACCACCAGCGGGCUCCAUCCCUUGAUCCCUUUUCACACCCUGAUGUCUACUACGGCAAUGAAGAUUCUCUUGCAAGGAUCGGAGAACGGCGACGCGCUUUUUCGACGAGCGUGAAGGACUACAACCGUGGGGAUAUUUCUGAGUUUCUGGGUACACUGCCGUCGAGACGGGGUAGUCAUGAUGAGGCCUCAGGACAGCCCCGCAAGUUCCUCAUCAAUGUAGAUGAGACGCUCGACGCCCUGUUAAAGCAAGAGGACACCGAUAAGAACAUGCAGAUUACCAUCGAAGACGCUGGACCCAAGGUACUCUCUGUCGGAACUGCAGGAUCGUCGGGAUACAACCGUGUAGACGUGCGCGGUACCUACAUGCUUUCCAACCUCCUUCAGGAGCUUACCAUUGCCAAAGACUACGGUCGCAAGAGCAUUGUCCUCGACGAGGCCCGCUUGAGCGAGAACCCCGUUGCCCGACUCUCGCGACUCAUCAAGAACUCCUUCUGGAAGGCACUUACGAGACGUAUUGAUGGCUCUAACAUCGAGGUGGCGGGCAAGGACCCCAAGGACUGGACCGAUGACCCUCGACCCCGAAUCUACAUCCCACCUGGUGCACCAGAGCAGUUCGAAUACUAUUCCAAGAUCGCCGCGGAAUACCCAGAGCUACGACUUGAUGUGCAGAUACUUGAUGCCAACAUCACCCCUGACUAUGUCAUGAAGCUCAAGCAGAAGCCUGGUUUGUUGGCGUUGGCAAUGACAAAGAAGCACGACGAUGAAACUGGAGAGGACGAAUACACUGGUGUCCCGUUCGUUGUACCGGGAGGUCGUUUCAACGAGCUGUACGGGUGGGAUAGCUACAUGGAGUCCUUGGGUCUUCUCGUGAGCGAUCGGGUUGAUCUUGCCAAGGGCAUGGUCGUCAAUUUCUGCUUUGAAAUCAAGCACUACGGCAAGAUUCUCAACGCGAAUCGUUCCUACUACCUGACCCGCUCACAGCCGCCAUUCCUGACCGACAUGGCUCUGCGGGUCUAUGAGCGCAUCAAGAACGACCCGGACUCGAAGGAGUUCUUGCGAAACGCAGUCCUUGCCGCCAUUAAGGAGUAUUACAGUGUCUGGGCAGCUGAGCCGCGACUGGAUCCCGUAACUGGCCUGUCGAGGUAUCGCCCUGAGGGCUGGGGUGUGCCGCCAGAGACGGAACCGACUCACUUUAUUCAUCUCCUUAUGCCGUACGCCGAGAAGCACGGCAUGAGCUUCGAGGACUUUGUGGAGGCGUACAACUCGCGCGCCGUGGUCGAGCCCGAAUUGGACGAGUACUUCCUGCAUGACCGUGCCGUGCGUGAAUCCGGCCACGAUACCAGCUAUCGUCUGGAGCGAGUAUGCGGCAACCUGGCUACUGUCGACCUCAACUCCCUGCUGUACAAAUAUGAGGUCGACAUUGCACGCAUCAUCCGCAUUCACUUCAAGGACAAGCUCGAGAUCCCCGUUGAAUUCCGGACCCCGGCGACCAAAGACGUCGCAACCGAGUCCUCGUCAACCUGGGACCGCCGCGCCCGCAAGCGCAAGCAGCGUAUGGACCAGCUCCUCUGGGACGCCGAAAAGGGCAUGUUCUUCGACUACGACACCGUCAAGCAGCAGCGCACCGACUACGAAACCGCCACUACCUUCUGGGCCCUGUGGGCUGGACUGGCUACACCCGCACAAGCCGCAACGAUGGUGGCUAAGGCCCUGCCUCGGCUCGAAGCCUACGGUGGUCUGGUCUCCGGUACGGAGGAUUCGCGUGGCCCGGUGAGCUUGGAGCGCCCGAACCGGCAGUGGGACUUUCCCUAUGGCUGGGCGCCGCAGCAGAUGCUCGCGUGGACGGGUUUCCUACGGUACGGAUACCAGGAGGAAGCGGAACGUCUGGCAUACAAGUGGUUGUACAUGAUUACCAAGGCUUUUGUCGACUUCAAUGGUGUAGUCGUGGAGAAGUAUGAUGUGACCCGUCCGAUUGAUCCGCACCGGGUUGAUGCCGAGUACGGCAAUCAGGGAACCGAUUUCAAGGGGGCGCCACGUGAAGGGUUCGGCUGGGUUAAUGCUAGCUACGUGUAUGGCCUGGAGAUUCUUAAUGCGCACAUGAGGCGCUCGUUGGGUGCUAUCACCCCGUACGAGACCUAUAAGAAGGCCGUUGAUGCGUCGUAUGCGUUUUAA
This is a messenger RNA of Penicillium daleae, 2193 nucleotides long. Its product is annotated as alpha,alpha-trehalase. Gene Ontology annotation, molecular function: calcium ion binding; alpha,alpha-trehalase activity. Bases 1 to 2193 code for a protein of 730 amino acids. The transcript has 5 exons. Lineage: Eukaryota; Fungi; Ascomycota; Eurotiomycetes; Eurotiales; Aspergillaceae. Gene Ontology annotation, cellular component: cytoplasm. Gene Ontology annotation, biological process: trehalose catabolic process. The record is from RefSeq and is a predicted model, not a curated record.